Messenger RNA from Gopherus flavomarginatus (Mexican gopher tortoise), 4557 nucleotides. RefSeq names its product family with sequence similarity 91 member A1 (gene FAM91A1). Lineage: Eukaryota; Metazoa; Chordata; Testudines; Testudinidae. Gene Ontology annotation, cellular component: cytoplasmic vesicle; trans-Golgi network. Gene Ontology annotation, biological process: intracellular protein transport. The record is from RefSeq and is a predicted model, not a curated record. The coding region runs from base 363 to 2891 and encodes 842 amino acids. The transcript is spliced from 24 exons.
UGAGCGCUUACAGACAUAGCAAGGGAGGGGGCUCAACAGAAACGCCCCCUGUCUGCGUCACGCACUGCGUCAGCAUCCGCAGCCCCUCCCCCCUAAAGGGCCAGUCCCGCCUUUUCCACUGUGCACGAGCCCUAUGAGGCAGCCGGGCGCCCGUGGAACUGUCGGAUCGUUCAAGCCCAGUUGCCGGAAGUGACGUAGCGCCGGGUGGCGCUUCCGGGGGGCGUAACGCGGAAGUGAUAGGGGUUGGGGGAGUGAGGUAGCGGUGGAGGCUGCGCGGCGGGAGGGAGGAGUCCGUGCUGGAGCGCCCCCCUGCGUUGGGGCUGUGAGGAGCGGGUGGCUGUAGCCCGUCCCGGCCCCUCGCCAUGAACAUAGACGUGGAGUUCCACAUCCGCCACAACUACCCCUGGGCCCGCCUGCCUGCCAGCGUCCGACAGGGUCUUGGAAACUCUCAGAGGGAGUAUGAAAAGCAGGUUGUACUCUAUAGUAUCCGCAAUCAGCUACGAUACCGAAAUAACUUAGUUAAGCAUGUCAAGAAAGAAGAACGAAAAUACUAUGAGGAACUGUUAAAAUACAGUAGAGAUCAUCUCAUGCUGUACCCUUACCAUUUGUCUGACAUCAUGGUAAAAGGCCUGAGGAUAACGCCGUUUUCGUAUUACACAGGAAUAAUGGAGGAUAUAAUGAACAGUGAAAAAAGCUACGAUUCAUUGCCUAACUUUACUGCUGCUGACUGUCUACGGCUUCUUGGUAUAGGAAGAAACCAGUACAUUGAUCUAAUGAACCAGUGUAGGUCAUCAAAAAAAUUUUUCAGAAGGAAAACUGCUCGUGAUCUGCUACCAAUAAAGCCAGUGGAGAUUGCUGUAGAGGCCUGGUGGGUGGUGCAGGCUGGCUACAUCACAGAGGAUGACAUAAAGAUUUGUACUACAUCUGAGAAAUCUGUUGUUGAUAAGAUAAUUGAUUCAGGUCCUCAGCUUGCUGGAUCACUAGACUACAAUAUAGUUCACAGUUUAUAUAACAAAGGAUUUAUUUACCUUGAUGUACCAAUAUCUGAUGACAGUUGUAUAGCAGUGCCUCCUCUUGAAGGUUUUGUAAUGAACAGACUGCAAGGUGAUUACUUUGAAACUCUUCUCUACAAGAUAUUUGUUUCAAUAGAUGAACACACUAAUGUGGCAGAGCUUGCAAAUGUUCUAGAGAUAGACUUAUCACUGGUGAAGAAUGCUGUGUCCAUGUAUUGUCGAUUGGGUUUCGCCCACAAAAAAGGCCAAGUAAUGAAUCUGGAAAAUCUUCAUUCAUCAUGGAGGAACAUUCCUUCCAUAAAUCGAUUGAAGAGUACUUUGGAUCCGCAAAGGAUGCUGCUUUCAUGGGACAGUGGGGAAAACAGGACUCCUGUACAGGAAGCUUGUUCAUCAGCUACAGAUACUGACACCAACAGUCAAGAAGAUCCAGCUGACACAGCCAGCGUGAGCAGCUUGAGUCUGUCUAGUGGACACACAAAGCGUAUUGCCUUCCUGUUUGAUUCAACUCUCACUGCCUUUCUGAUGAUGGGGAAUCUUUCACCAAACUUGAAAAGUCAUGCGGUAACUAUGUUUGAAGUUGGAAAAUUAUCAGAUGAGUCUCUGGACAGUUUUCUUGUGGAACUUGAAAAGGUUCAAAGCACAGGUGAAGGGGAGGCACAGAGAUACUUUGAUCACGCACUUACUUUGAGAAACACAAUACUGUUUUUGCGGCAUAACAAGGACCUCGUGGCACAAGCUGCACAACCUGAACAUCCAAAUAACGGUUUUCCUUUGGAUCUCUUACGGUGUGAGAGUUUGCUGGGCUUGGAUCCUGCAACCUGCAGUAGAGUUCUAAACAAAAACUAUACGCUGCUUGUCUCCAUGACGCCACUCACCAAUGAAAUUCGACCUGUCAGCAGCUGCACUCCCCAGCAUAUUGGACCAGCUAUACCAGAAGUUAGCUCGGUUUGGUUCAAAUUGUAUAUUUACCAUAUUACUGGUCAAGGACCACCAUCCCUAUUGCUAUCUAAAGGGACAAGGCUUAGAAAACUUCCAGAUAUUUUUCAGGGUUAUGAUCGCUUACUAAUAACAUCUUGGGGUCAUGACCCAGGAGUAGUCCUAACUUCGAACGUAUUGACAAUGUUGAAUGAUGCUUUAACACAUUCUGCCGUUCUAAUUCAGGGACAUGGCAUGCACGGAAUGGGGGAAACUAUGCAUAUUCCUUUCCCAUUUGAGGAAGCAGAACAGCAAGGAGACUUCUCUCGUGUGAAUAUGGGUGUUCAUAAAGCACUGAGAAUAUUAAGUGACAAAGUGGAUUUGCAGCAUUUUUGUGGAUAUGUUACCAUGUUGAAUCCUUCCAGUCAACACACAAACAGAAAGCUGAGUGAUGCUUCUGAUGGAAAAGGUGAGCUUGAAUUGGCAUCAGGAUCUGAUGUAAAUGGGAGCACAGAAUCAUUUGAAAUUGUUGUUGAAGACGCAUCUGUGGAUUCUGCAGCUAAGCAAAGCCCUGAAGUACCCACAACAGAACUGGAAUGGGUUCCCCUGGAAUUAUGCUUUGGAAUUCCACUCUUUAGCUCUGAAUUAAACCAGAAAGUCUGCAGAAAAAUUGCUACCCAUGGACUAUGUAGAAAAGAAAGCCUUCAAAAACUCUUGCAUUCCAGUAGAAAGCUGUCCCUACAGGUUCUUAACUUUGUUUAUUCAUUCCAGGAAGGUAUUUCAACACUGGAUCUGCUCUCUGACACCAGUUCAAGUUUGUUUUCACAACCUACUUCUGCAGACAUGGGUGUUCCACUUCCUGCCAAGAAUCUAAUGUUCAAAGAAGGCAUGUUAUCUGAAUGGAAUGGACAAUCCCCAUCCCCUGUUCUUAUUGCAAAUGUACUUAAAGAACAAAUCAAAUAGUAUGGUUUCACCAUGCAUUGCUCACUUAAUGCCUUUUUUCUUUGUUUAUUACGGUUAAUUUAUACAGCCGACCAAUAAGAAGUGUUUUGCUGCUGCAGCAUAACCCAUAUUAAAGUAGUGUUUUUAAGUGUGUUGUGUUGCAGUACAAGGGAAACACACUGUACACAACUUGUUGCAUUUCCUGCUGUAACAGAAAGCUCUUCAGCUAUCCGCACUAUAUUUGUAUCUUGAGAUAAUCGCUAUUUCUUUUAUAAUUCUAAACACACCCUUUUUAGGCUUUCUGAUUAUUGUUAAAUUUCUAUGCUGCCACCACCAAAUUACAAUGGUCAUUUUAUAUGUUCGUUGCUCAGACAUAAAUCCUGUUUAGUUUUGUAUUUUAUUACUGAAUUCUGUUGAUAGGUAAGAGAUUUGGCUCUGGAAAGGCUCAGCAGUGUUCAAUGGUGGUAUUAUGGGGCAUUGUUGCUGAUGUCUGUAGAUUAUGUAGAUCAGCCUGAUGAAGGUUUGGUUUGGUAAAUCAACAUAACAAUAAUGAAUUGACACUUUCUAUGAGGUCUUAAGUUUUGAAGACAUAAAAUCGUGCUGAUGCCUCUAGGAAAUCUUGGAAAAAGUUUGGGUCAAUUUCAUCCUUGGUGUAACUUCAUGAUGAGCAAUGGAAUUGCACCAGGGAUUAAUUUGGUUUUCUUUGUUCCUAGAAAGCUGUUUAUUUAAGAGUGUAUUUCUCCUGUCCACUGUUUUAUUGGAGCAUUUACAUGAAACUAGGAUCUUUACGCCUUAAGGAUGUUUGCUUCUCUCAUAUGCAGUGUUGUUGGGGUCAUGCUGGACCCAGGAUGUUAGAGAGACAAGGUGGGUGAGGUAAUAUCUCUUAUUGGAGCAACUUCUGUUGGUGAAAGACACAAGUGUUUGAGCUUACACACAAUAGACCUGAAGAAGAGCACUGUGUAAGCUUGAAAGCUUGUGUGUCUCACGAACAGAAGUUGCUCCAAUAAGAUAUUACCUCACCCACCUUGUCUUUGCUUCUGUCACUUAUUCCUCACCGGAAGCUGUUCAUUCAUAUUUGUAACGUCACUGUAGAAAAGUGUCACAAACCAAAAAUUCGAAUGGCAGAAUAAACAGCUGGAGAAGACUUAACACUAAAAGAACAAAGCUUUUGGUUUUUAUGUGAGUGUCCUCAAUAGAGAAAAAUGCAGAAAAAAGUGCAAAAAAUUUUUAGGCAGAUGUAUUUCUUUAAAUAAUUCUUUUAAGUUUUCCUUAAGCCAUCAACUACUCAUGAAAAAUAUCAACAUUAAUCAUUUCUAAGUUUAGAAGGCUUCCUCCCUAGAGGUGGAAGGAAUUUGUGCAGUGUUACUUCAUUUUAGUUUAUACUAACUCUGCAAGAUGGUUUCCUGCCAGUUUAAAUACAUUGUAUCCAGUUAAGCACACUAGGAAAACAACAAGUAUGUAAACUAUUUUGAAGAUUAGUGUCUACAAAUUUCUGAUGACUUUUUGUUUACUGGAAUUCAUUAUAUACUAUCUUUAAAAUGAAAUUGAACCAUGCUGUCAGCACCUGCCUGCAGUGUAAGCAAUUAUUGGACCAAGAACCUGUGCAACAUGCAGUGCUGGAAAUUGUACAUGAUAAAUGUAGUAAUGGUCAGUUUUUGUAUUUGUUUGAUAGGAGAGUAAGAAGAAA